AUGCAUCUGGAGUCAAUGAAUACAACAGGUGACUUUCCAGCAUCGCUAGACCUUAGGUUGUCUUCAGGUGGAGGUUCAUCAUCAGGGAAAUCAAACACAAGACCAACUACAUCAACUGCAACAACUACAACAACAACAAUGGGAAGGACACAAUCUAAUGAACCCCCAAAGAAGCCAAACAUAGGUAAACUGCCUCCAAGCUCAACUAACAUACAUGUACAUAAAGUAUUUGAUAGAGUAAAGGACUUCCUUCCAAAGAUGAAGGAGGCUAAUGAACAGUUGGAGAAACAGAUAAAGGAGCAACAAGCUGAUGUAAAUAUAGAGAAUGUAAAGGAAGGCCAGGAGUAUAUUGAAAUGAACUUGGCUUUAGGUAUAUUGGAGAAAAAGGAGAAUCUAACAGAGGAUAAUAUGGUCAUACCAACAUCAUCAUCAACAACAGCAACAUCAUCAACGUCGUCACCAUUAUCAUCACAAUCAAAGAACAAGAAUAAGAAAAAGAAUAAUAAUAAUAAUAUGGAUACUGUAGGCACGAGCAACAGCAACUUCAUCGAUGUAAAUAUAAAGUCUGGAUCGAUCAUGGAUCAACUCUCAUCAAUAUUAGACAAUGGCGACGACUCUGACGAUGAACAUGAGAAUGAGCCACUGGAACCUGUCAAUGAAUAUUGA
This is a messenger RNA of Acytostelium subglobosum LB1, 666 nucleotides long. RefSeq lists its product as hypothetical. The record is from RefSeq and is a predicted model, not a curated record. Gene Ontology annotation, biological process: box C/D snoRNP assembly. NCBI's taxonomy places the organism in Eukaryota, Evosea, Eumycetozoa, Acytosteliales, Acytosteliaceae. The coding region runs from base 1 to 666 and encodes 221 amino acids. The transcript is spliced from 3 exons.